UUAUUUAACUUGUGUUCAUGAUUAGCUCUGAGGAGACUGCCGGAUUGUCUUUUCACACACCGAAAAAACGCUCCUUUUCUCGAUUAAUCGUGUCUGAACCCUAUAUUACACGUGUCUUAUCAUUCCAUGAAACGUGUCCACGCGUAUUUAUGUCGUUAACACGAUUUUAUUUGACGUGGAAUUGAUUAAAAACACAGAGCUCCUUUGUGGUGUCCUGCCUUCGCCACACUGCUCUCACUCGACCUGGGUGUUCGGUGCCAGCUAUCCGGACUGUACCACUAGUCUAUAGGGACGCGGAAUGGUUUCGUCCGUGGACCAUCGGCGCAAACAUGGCGGCCUCGAAAUGGAUGGAAGGCAUUUCCAAAAAAUGAAAUGAUCCUCCUGCGGUGUUCCUGCUCCCUUUUUCAGCGACAGAAAGACAUAGUCCUGAGGUAUGUCUGCUUUCAAGGAGAGUACCAAGAAAGAGGAAAAUGAUACGCCCAUGUCAGAAUUCUCUGCACCUCUAAAGAGCAAGCUGGCAUUUUCCCUCGAACAAAGUGUAUUAGAAGCAUCAAUGCAGUGCCCAGAUGAGAACAUGACACCAAACGGUGACCAAGUAAAUCUUCUAAAACGUGUUAGUUUUAUUGACACUGAUGGACUCGCCAAAGCUGCCUAUGUCAAUGGAUCGGCUUCGCCCAGCGCUUCAGAAGAAACGUUAUUGGACAUCUCUAAAAACGUACCAGAAUUGCUGUCGACACACGCACAAAAUUAUACCAACAUGCAGACCAGCCAGGUAGAAGCUCACGAGUCGCUUCGAAAAGAUGGAGAAAUGUCUAUAAGGCAGAUGGUAAAGGCUGAAGAUGUGGAAAACCGGGGCAUAUGGGGAUUCGAUGUGGAUUCUCCAGGAAAUUCACUGGACAGUUACGAUGAUGGAGAUGAACUGGAGUGGAAUCCCCAGACAGAGUUCAUGAAGUUUCUCCUGGAGGAUAAGGACUGUUAUGAAACAGAAGCUGCUGCUUCUAGAGGGAAGUGUAAAUCGGACAAGGUAGUGAUGGUAAGUCCUACCGAAAAUCUUGGAGAGAGCAGUCAAAACGCAGCAAACCCUGAAUCCAAAAUGCACUCGCCGAUAUCGAACAAAUCACAGUACUCAAACGGAACAGCCGUGGCCUUCAAACACCUUUUACAGAAACCAGCAAAAACCCGAAAGAAUGGUCCGAAGCCUGGGUAUGUUCGGAAACGUCUGUCUGGAGACUCCGAGGAGGAGCCUGCUUUAUUUCCCAGCAAUAGCUCUUUUAAGGACAAAUCUCGUUCGCAAUCGCGCACGAGAAACUGUACGAAUCAAAAGCCAUUCAUAUGCAAAGAGUGUGGAAAGGACUUUUAUAAUCACACCUCGCUCUUGAAACACAUCACCGUCCACCAGACAAACCGGCGUCAGUUUGUCGAUGCGGUUACAGAAACUGACGAAAUGAUAAACGAGGGCAAGGACGCAAGGUUACAGUGUCCACAGUGCGCUUUCGGAACCAACUGCCCCAAUAUCUUUGUCCAGCACGCAAAAACGCAUGGAAAAGACAAACGGUAUUACCCCUGUGAAAAGUGUAAAUUCUUGGCGGCUAGUAAACACGAGCUAAUUUCACAUAUGCUCGGCAAGCAUCAGGUCACUGGUGUUCACUGUACCAUCAUCAGAAGGCGAGAUGUAAUACAGAGACAGAAAGUCUGUAAGUCGGAUAAAAGAAAAACAAACUCAGUAAAGAAUCGCAAAAAAGAUUUGCUAUUUGGAAAACUUGACUCAGAAAACGGCAGCCGUUUACACUCACCUGAAUGCAAAGCGCAAGAAUUCCUAGAACCGGAAGACUCGAACGGUCUUCCGCAAAUUGAUAAACCAAAAUCAGGAGACACUGCCGAGAGCAAAAGUGAAUCAAAACUCGACAAAUCCAUUCACACGUUCAUAUCCCGGAAGAAGAAUCGUAACUCGGAAAGCAGGUCAGCUCCAGACUAUGAUGAAAUUGUUCUUAGGGCUGCAAGUCCAGACCUCAUGAAUCGUAAAUGCUGCAGUGAUGAUUCCCUCAAUCCAGACAAGGGAUCACUGUCCCCUGCCAAGUGCAAGGGCAAACUAUUUGCACUAAAGAACAGCGGCUCGGGUUGCACUUUUGAAUCCGAAGGUAGCGGUCAGGGCUGUAAGAAUGACUGUUCUACCGGAGAAACCUCAAGCACUAACCACAAACGCGCCCCCUCGGAGAAGUUAAAGAAGUCCCCUUCCAAAAGAAAAAUGUCCACUCCGUUCCACAACCUACAAGGCCAAGAUAUCCUGAUCGAUUUCCCCAAAUGCAGGCAAAUCUUUCAGAAAAACUCCAGUCUAUACCUUAUUAACAAAUGCAACGCUAAAGAUGGCGUCCUCGUCAACAACAGCUCCUUUAGAAGUUCAUGUGACCUCCCGGAUCAAAAGCAUGGUUUUUCCCAGACCGUUUCGAUCAAAGAAGAAUGCAUGGAAACGGAAGUGUGCGGUGAUACCGACGAACCAGAGGCCAUAUUGAAAAACGGGGACUUUAUGGUCGAUUUGAAGUCUUGCCCUUAUUGUCCGGCGGUGUUUCAGUCAGGAAUCGCUCUCUCCAACCACGUACGAGGGCAUCUCCACAGGGUGGGCAUAAGCUAUAAAGCGCGUCAUGUUGUGUCUGCUGCCCAUGUGGCGUCUCAUGAUAAAGUGCCUCCUGUUCGGAGAAGGAUUGCAACAGUAUCUCGGGUUAAAACAGAGGUUGGCAUGCCCUCGAUCGAGCCGCCUUCAGAGCCGAAAUCGGAACUCACUUGCCCACUGUGUAGACAGAGGUUCGAAACCAAGACCGGAUUAUCCAAUCACGUCCGUGGUCAUCUGAAGAGGCUGAGGAAGCCAUGCUCUACGUCAGCGGCCAAAUCGCCCGUGGUCAUCCUGAAAGAACUGAUGCGUGACAAGAAGCAGUUCCAGAAAAAAUUACGGGCCCUUAAAAAGAAGUGCCGCUCCAGGGGCUCUUUUUAUCCCUUCAAAUUCAGUAACGGUCUCGUCAUUUCCACAGCAAAAGUGCAGCGUUUUGCACAAGGCGCCAAACAACACGGGCAAGUUUCCUCUCGGCUGGCGGAGGAAAAGAAAAGGACAGAGAGUAAUAAAGACCCAACGAAAGGAUCGCCGUCGAGCGAUCUGAUAGGUAUUCUGAAGAAGAGGAGAGCUCACGAGGAGGCCAAAGCCAAGACCUUGCAGACGGCGAGGAAAGCUCUGGUUGUUAAUGCCGUCAAAGAGCGCGAUCCAUCAGCACAACUACCAAACUCAGUAUCAGAGAAAAGUGAUCUUAACAGAAAAGUGUGCGUUCACUGUAACACGACGUUUCAAAGCGGAGUCAGUCUGUCCAAUCACUUACGAGCUUACGCACGACGGAAAAGAAACGCACUUUUGGAAGGAACAACAUAUGACUGUAAAAGGAAACAGAGGUCACGGUCUGGGUCUAAGAAGAAAACGUAUCCGUUGCUACACACUCCUGAGGAAAUAUAUCGACUCACCUGCAGGUUUUGUGAUCUGGUCUUCCAGGGGCCUCUGUCGGUGCAGGAGGACUGGGUAAAGCAUUUACAGAGACACAUCAUGAACACGGCGGUGCCUCACACGGGCGCCGCCAUGGUGGAGGUCACCAGCUUUCCGAAAGACUCGAACACGCACACGCACCUCCAGACGUCCUCGUAAAGACAUCCCUCCCCAGACGUCGUCCGUUCAAGCGACUGACUUUUGUCAUUUUAUACCUCCGCGGGACUUUUGAGUAACGAGUCGAGUAGUCGUUAUUUCUGCUCAUCAGCUCGCGGUGACGUUCAGCUCUUUAACAAGAACCGUUUUGUUUUUGAUUUUUUUUUAACAUCCUCCUGGUAUUUUUAGGACUCGAUUAUCGAUUGAUAUUCUGAUUUCCGUGGUGACCAAGACACCAAAACACAACCGUUACCUCAGACGCUUGGCGUACGGCGGGUUUUAUUUAACUACUUCAACAAGGAAAAGAAAAAAAAAAUGAAAAUAUAAAACCUGUAUGAUUUCUUUUUUUCUUCUUUUUUAUUGUGGUUAAAUUUUUUAACAUUUCGGACCCUGUUUAACCUUUUAGUCCUGAUACUUCUUGAACACGUAUGGUGCAAAUGUAUAAAAAUAAAUAGUAGAUAUAUUUCCAUA
Molecule: messenger RNA, 4147 nt
Organism: Silurus meridionalis
Lineage: Eukaryota; Metazoa; Chordata; Actinopteri; Siluriformes; Siluridae
Gene: znf644a
Product: zinc finger protein 644a
Exons: 7
Coding region: 434-3679 (1081 amino acids)
Biological process (GO): regulation of transcription by RNA polymerase II
Cellular component (GO): nucleus
Molecular function (GO): DNA-binding transcription factor activity, RNA polymerase II-specific; RNA polymerase II cis-regulatory region sequence-specific DNA binding
Source: RefSeq, a predicted model, not a curated record